CAGGAUGAAAUAAAAGCAACAAUAUCAGACAUAAAUGUGAAAUCUACUUCUAUGACUGGUCACUCUACGGGGAUUUCAGCGACAAAAAUGCAAGAAAAGAAGCUUUCCCAGGAAUUAACUAAAGUUGGUGAUAAUAAUGCCCAGACAUCGACAGUGAUUUGGAGGGAAUUUGUGGACAGUACAACACUUCACGGUAUUCGAUAUGUCUUCAUGAAGCGUCAGAUCUUUAUUCGCCUUAUCUGGAUGAUAUUGCUGAUGAGCUCUGGGGGUUAUUAUAUCUUCACCGUUUACUGCGGUUUCACUAAAUACUACGGUAGACCAGUUACCACUUUAUUAAGCAGAAAACGCCUCAGAGAGAUGGAUUUUCCAGCUGUAACGAUCUGCCCGCUCAACUUAUUCACCAAAAGCAAGAUAUUUAUGACAGAUGAUGAUCCACUGUUUGCGUCCAGCGGCCUAAACAUCAGUACAUGUGCUGUGACUGCCGAAGUUCGAGCCAAUUGGCCUUGCGGAUUGUCUAUACUUUGUUGUUGCUCCCCGGCAGAUUUGGAAAAUGAUUUCCCACUUUGCGAUAGUCAUUAUAGACAAGUUCUCUUAGAGGUGAUGCGGCAACAUUCUAAUCGCCUAAAUGUUGAAGAAUUUUUUCGGCUCUACGGCCAAAAUUCAAGCGCUAUGAUUGGACCAUUGUGCACAUUCGGCUGGGACGAGGCUGAUUGCUCUGCCGCAGAUUUUGUCCCCUCAGUAACCCCUUGGGGUAUGUGCUUCACCUUCAACUCAGGUACAGACAAUGAAAUGAAAAUAUCAAAAAUUGCAGGAGUUUCAUCUGGGUUGUCAGUCAUUCUUGAUGCACAAACAUCAGAGUAUACUCAAGGAAAAUUUUCCGAAGGAUUCAAAGUGUUGAUACAUGGGCAAGGUGAAUACAUCGAUGAAUGGGAAGGUAUCAAUGUAGGACCAGGACAGCACGUUGUUAUUUCUCUUUCUAAGAAACAGGUAUGUUUUCUUGAUCACUUAGACCCUUGGAAUCGUUUUUAUGUUGAGGUAGAAAUAUAACUUAGGGUUAUUAGAAGCCAAUUCAAUACAUUCUCAACGUAGACGAAGAAAGAACGAAGUAGAAGGCACGCAAAAAACCACAACAAAAAUAGUUUAGAUAUCAGAAACAGAACAGUAAUACAAAAAUAUAAAGUCAACAUUUAGAUGUAAAACAAAUAAGGAAAAGCUUUUAUGGUAACAUUUUAAAAUUGACAUGAACAAUGUUUCCAGUAUCAGAACCUUGAGAAGCCAUACGCAGCCAAUUGCACCAAGAAGGAGUUAAAUACGUAUUUUACGUACACGACAGAAGGAUGUCUUUUUGAAUGUAUGGCUGACAACGUUAUCAAUUACUGUGGCUGUCGACCUGCUGGUUAUAAAGGUUAGUAUAUUUUUUUCUACUCGCUUUAUCGAACUUAAAUUUAAAGAACAAAUACGCGAUUCAACUUAAUUCAACCCAGUUCAACUAAGCCUUCACUUGAAAUCUGAACAAGUGAGUAUUAUCAUCUUCUUACUCCUACCUAAUCGAGUUAUUUUUGGCUGCCUUGAGAAAUCUUUCUAAUAACUACGUGAAGAACAAUUAGUAUAUAAAUUACGGUGUUUUAAAAGGAUUUCCAGCCUUGAGAAAAGCCGCAACAACGCACGUGAAAAAUAUCGUAUUUUUUCAAGUGUUUGAUAUCGCCAAUCAGCUGCUGACACGUCACUCGCCUUUCGCGCCACUCGAUUUGAUUGAUGAAUGAACGGCAAAGCCUUCACCAUUCUUAAUCCAAGGUCGUUUGUCGGAAUUUUUCGGAUUAUGGCUGCUAAAACACUGAAAAAUCCGUAUCGAUUACAGAUAGUGACGUUCAAACUUUCCUAAAAGAAGAAGAAAACCAAAAUACGAAAAGGAAACCCGAAAAUUACAUAUUCGGUAACUUUGGUAAUGGCGUCUCUCGCGGCUGAGAACGAAAAUCGACCACUGGAAGAUUUUCCACUUUUUAAACUUUGGAAAAGGAAAAUAGUGACUUGUGUGUGUGCUUUUUCUAUAAGUUACCUCUGGAACACCCGCGUGUACAUCAUCCGAAGAGGCUCUUUGCGUUAAGCAGAUAGCAGGUAUGAGAAAACUUUAAAAUUAAGGUAUCCGAAUAUACGCCCUGCAACAAGCGUCAAGGAAAAAGGACCUUAGCUAGCAAUUUGGAAAAACUCAUUACAUUUCAGGUACAUUGAGUCUUGCUUAUAUACUUCUCAGUUACUUUUAUGCAUAGUCACAGUACACAAUAUUUACACGAAAGAUCUCUCUGUCAUAUUAAAUAGACUUGUCUGACAUUACACUCCCCAGUAUUUAAAGAAAAAAACGUCUUAUGUUGACUAAGUAUUCUAAGAUCAGCAAACGUUGUAAACAGCCUCGUUUAUCUUUUUUUAACUAUCGUGCAUUUCCAUAAAGCAAUGGUAGAUGAAGAGUACUGUGACUGCCAAGUUCCCUGCUCUCAGACUAAGUACCACCCUGAGGUGUCCUACUCGAAGUUUCCUGAUGCGAGUACUGCUGACUCAUUCAUAAAGUCUGGUUACUAUGCCGAUAUACAGUACCAGAGGUAAAGGAUCUGAGUUUAAAAAAAUUGAUAAUUGCCCUGCCCUUUGGUUUUUUAGUUUUAACCGUAUUUUCUGAAAUUUCUUCUAAACCAUGUACUCUUACGGAGGGAAAAUCUAAACCACAAAAUUUACGAUGUAUUAGAAUAGAAGUCAUCGUUUUGUUCACAAUAAAAUGGCUAAACUUGUAUUUGUCCUUCCACUGAGCACAUAAGUUAAGAGCCAAUUGUCACAGUGUAUCGCAGUUAUUUCUAAGUUUCUGUAUUUCGCAAAUUCAAUAAAAUAAAAUAAAAAAAGUUAGCUGUAAUGUUGUGCCAAAAAUCUUAUUACAAAAAAAAAAAAACUAUUACAAGCCCCGUGAAAGUGGUCUAAAAAAAUCCGUUAGUGGUAGCAUAUUAAUUAUUUGAACUUUUUCCCCCCUCGUCAGAGAUAAUCUUGUGUUUUUACAAGUUGGAUUCAAGUCUUUGAGUCAUGAGAUGCAGGAACAGAAGCCAGCUUACGACAGCAAUUCCUUGUUUGGUAAGAAAUGCAUUGGUUAUGCGAUGGCAGCCAUAUUGAUAAUUGCAGAAACGUUGCAGCUUAUAUUCUUAUAAUUUAUGGUAAGGCCCCGGUAACUGUACACUUUGAGUAGGCGACCAUUUAAGGAUCUUAACCCUGUUUUCAGGAAAAGAAAAAGCACCGAAUCUAUCAAAACUUUUGCUGAACCAAUUUUAGGAAUAGACAUGAUUUUUUCUCGUAAAUUAAAUUCCGCUAGCUUGCAGGGUGUUAUCAGAAUUUUCCAAUUUUCCACCUACAGAUGACCAACCUAUUGUGUGUACAUUCACACUGUGUUUUAUCAACAUUCGGGGUAGAUUUUUUGCAUUCACGCUUUGUAGUUACUCAAAUUAUCAGGCUUGAAUAAAAAUACUCCUAAAAGGAGCUCCUCUACAAGCGAGCAAAUGGUACCUGAGGCUUAGUGUGGAAACGUAAAAUUCUGACAAAAAUCUGUUUCAAAGUCAAAGGAAUAUUCGCAUUCCCAUUAAUUUUUCGUUCCUCAGGUGAGAUUGGUGGCAACAUGGGGCUCUUCUUGGGAUGCAGUCUCUUGACCAUCUGCGAGUUUUUUGACUUCCUCAUUAGUUUUUUAAAUGCAAGAAACCGUCGCGUUACUCAUCCAUAA
Molecule: messenger RNA, 3745 nt
Organism: Pocillopora meandrina
Lineage: Eukaryota; Metazoa; Cnidaria; Anthozoa; Scleractinia; Pocilloporidae
Source: the annotation of a GenBank genome assembly